UGGUGAUGGUUCGCCGGCCGCCGCUAGUGUGAUACCACCGGCCCCCACGCAAGCAGCUCCCGAUUUGAUCUAUUUUGUUUUCCACGUCAUACAUAUCCAUCCCACGCUCCAGAGCUAGCAACAGCAGAAACAAACAAAAACCAAUUAUCUUCUUCUUCUAGUCCAACGAUACCAUCAAUUCAGUCUCGCUCUCACUUCCAUCGCCUGAAAAAUGGAUCCGAAUCCCAAGUCCUUCCCGAUCCUUUCCUAUGUCCUGGCUCGUCUUCCUUCCAUCGGUCCCAAAUUUGCCCCCGCUACUGCUACCACUGAAUUCGACAUCGAACAACCACCACCCUCCGAUCCAUCCUCCUCUUCUCAAAUCCCGAUCAUUGACCGAUUGCCCCACCUCUCUCGCCCAAAGGUGCUCUCCUCCAUGACCAACGCCAUCUCCGACGUCGCUCAAACGCGAUCCGUUUUGCAAACCCUCGGACCACGACCUGACCACGAGUCCGUCGACGUAGCCAAGUCCAAACUCGUCGAAAUUGAAGCCAAUCUAUCGAAGAAACUAGAGGAAAUAGUGCUGUCUCCCCGUCCUACAGAUAUCGACCGCCUCCAGUGGCGUUCUCACUUGGCUGAAAAGGAGGAGCAGUGCCGCCAAGAAGCAGGGAAAGAGAAGGCGACUUACAGGGCAGUACUGCAGCUGGAUGAGUUGCACGAGGCUUACGAGAAGAUGUUGAAGGAGGCGGAGGAGCGACUAGUGAGGAUUUAUGAGAACGCAGAAACUGUGGCUGAGGGUGAUGAUAAGAUCGACUCAGUGAGUGAGGAAGAGAACCCGGAGGUGGCAGGGAUACUGCAGGCUGCGUUCGGAGGAGGCUUGGACCGUGUGGAUUUGUCUUGUCGGCGGUUGAAGUUCUUGCCCGAGGCUUUUGGACGGAUUCAAGGGUUGGUCGUUCUUAAUCUUUCCAGUAAUCAGCUUGAGAUGAUUCCUGACUCAAUAGCUGGAUUACAAAGUCUUGAGGAGCUAAAUCUUUCUUCAAAUCUUUUGGAAUCAUUGCCAGACUCUAUUGGCCUGCUUCAUAACUUGAAAAUUCUGGACAUCUCAGGAAACAAGCUAAAUCUCUUGCCUGAUACCAUCUGCAGCUGCAGGUCAUUGGUGGUGUUGGAUGUGAGCUUCAACCAAUUGGCAUAUUUACCAACUAACAUUGGAUAUGAGUUGGUGAAUCUUCAGAGGCUCUCAAUCCAAUUGAACAAGAUCCGCUCUCUUCCAACCUCGAUUGGUGAGAUGAGGUCCUUGUGCCACCUUGAUGCUCACUUCAACGAACUUGGUGGCCUCCCAUUUGCAAUUGGGAGAUUGGCUAAUCUUGAGAUCCUGAAUCUGAGCAGUAAUUUUAAUGACAUGACGGAGCUUCCUGAUACAAUUGGUGAUUUGAUGAAACUAAAGGAACUUGAUCUGAGUAAUAAUCAGAUUCAUGCUCUUCCAGAUACCUUUGGCCGGCUUGACAAUUUGACCAAACUCAACCUGGACCAAAAUCCUCUUGUACAUCCACCUCCGGAGGUAGUGAAGGAAGGCGUCGAAGCUAUCAAGCAAUUUAUGGCUCAGAGGUGGCUUGCAUUACUGGUGGAGGAGGAACACAAGAGCAUGGCUGAAGUUGAAGAACAGGCACAGAUGGGAUGGUUGACUCGGAGCACCUCUUGGUUGAAAAGCUAUGCGUCAACUGUGACUGAGAAUGUUUCUGGAUAUUUAGCUGCUGGGAAACCUCCCAGAGACCCUUAUCUUGAUCAGCAGCUAUGAGACUUUUAGCCACCUCUGUGGUGCAAUGUUUAGUGAACAUGGGCAAUUUACAACAUCGAAUAAUGAGUUUGGACGAGGCAUUGACGGUUUUUUGGAGAUCUAAUGGGUUCAGGAAAUUGAGAAAGUUGGGCUUUACUCUGGAAUUGUUAAUAAUCUGAUGAAUCUUUAGAAUAGUUGAAAAUCUUGGUAUGAUAUUGUGAAGUGUGUCGGCUUGAUAUACUAUUGGUUAUUCUCAGCUGGACCAAGUCAUCGGAUUCUUGCAAUCAAAUAUUUUCAGAUGAACCGAGUAGGGGUUACAAAACUAUUUUCUGUUUGGAUGACCGAAUAUAUGCAAUUCGGGUCAAAUCAAGUCUGGACAUAAGUUAUAUGUCCGAAAUUUAGGUCUAAACAUAAUUUUUGUCCUGUUUAAAAUCAAGUCUGAGUCCAAAUAUAGAAUCCGGAUUAGGUUAUUGUCUA
Messenger RNA from Tripterygium wilfordii, 2227 nucleotides. RefSeq names its product plant intracellular Ras-group-related LRR protein 9-like. The record is from RefSeq and is a predicted model, not a curated record. Lineage: Eukaryota; Viridiplantae; Streptophyta; Magnoliopsida; Celastrales; Celastraceae. Bases 212 to 1771 code for a protein of 519 amino acids. Gene Ontology annotation, molecular function: protein binding. The transcript is spliced from 3 exons.